AGAACCGACACGAACAGCUAACGGACUCUUCCAUGUCCAUAUAAGGGGUCAUGGAUAGCGGCCAGUUUCAUUGUAGCUUACAUUUUUUGUAUAUAUAUAUAUAUAUAUAUAUAUAUAUAUAACUGAAACGUAUUUUCUAUUUUACAAAAUAAGCACCAAAGUUACAUUUUAUAGUUCUAUUUUGUCAAAUUAAAUUUGUGGCCUACAGAUAUUCGGCAUAUGCAUUUUCGAAUCCACACUAACUGUGUAAAUGGUUUAGUCCUAGGUCUAGGAUGGCCGCUGCUGUGGGUGUAAACAAGCAGGGGACCGCAGCAACGAUGGAUGUCUGUGUUCGGCACGUCAGGGGGGCCACAAGCAGCACCGUGAAGGUGUUGGAGUGUGGGGUGUGUGAAGAUGUCUUCUCUCUCCAGGGGGACAAGGUCCCCCGGCUGCUGCUCUGUGGUCACACAGUCUGUCAUGACUGUCUGACCCGGCUGCCCCUGCAUGGUAGAGCCAUCCGCUGCCCCUUCGACAGACAGGUCACAGAGCUGGGGGACUCUGGUGUGUGGGGUCUGAAGAAGAACUUUGCCCUGCUGGAGCUUCUGGAGAGGCUGCAGAAUGGAGCGUCCAGCCAGUUGAGCAUGGCAGAGGACGCCCUAACAGGCAUGGGAGAGUCAAUAAUCCGCUGUGACGAGGACGAGAGCCACACGGCGUCUAUGUACUGCACGGUGUGUGCCACCCACCUGUGUGCCGACUGCUCCCAGCUCACCCACUCCACCCGCACCCUGGCCAAGCACCGGCAGGUACCCCUGGCAGACAAGCCCCACGAGAAGACACUAUGCCCGCAGCACCAGGUCCACGCCAUCGAGUUCGUCUGUCAGGAGGAGCUCUGCCAGCCUGGGCCGCUCAUGUGCUGCGUGUGCAAAGAGUACGGCAAGCACCAGGGACACAAGCAUGCAGUUCUGGAGGCAGAAGCCAAUCUGAUCCGUGCGUCUAUCCUGGACAUGGCCCACUGUAUCCGGACGUUCACAGAGGAGGUGUCGGAAUAUUCCAGGAAGCUGGUUGGGAUCGUACAGCAGAUUGAGGGAGGAGAACGGAUAGUGGAGGAUGGCAUCGGCAUGGCACACACCGAGCAUGUCCCAGGCACGGCAGAGAGCGCGCGGUCCUGCGUACGGGCCUACUUCGCCGACCUCCACGAGACGCUGUGCAGACAGGAGGAGAUGGCGCUCAGUGUAGUGGACGCACAUGUCAGGGAAAGGCUCAUUUGGCUCCGGCAACAGCAGGAAGACAUGACCAUCCUACUGUCCCAGGUCUCCACAGCCUGCCUGCACUGCGAGAAGACACUGCAGCAGGAUGACUGCAGAGUGGUCCUGGCCAAGCAGGAGAUCAACAGACUGUUGGAGACUCUGCAGAAACAGCAGCAGCAGUUCACUGAGCUGGCCGACCACAUCCAGCUUGACGCCGGUAUCCCCGUCACCUUCACCAAGGACAACCGGGUCCACAUCGGACCUAAGAUGGAGAUCCGGGUGGUGACCCUGGGACUGGAUAGUGCAGGGAAAACCACCAUCCUCUUCAAGCUGAAACAGGACGAGUUUAUGCAGCCCAUCCCUACCAUAGGUUUUAAUGUGGAGACAGUGGAGUAUAAGAAUCUCAAGUUCACCAUCUGGGACGUUGGUGGGAAACAUAAGCUACGGCCUCUAUGGAAGCACUAUUACCUGAACACACAAGCGGUGGUGUUUGUGAUUGACAGCUGUCACAGGGAUAGGCUGAUGGAGGCCCACAGUGAACUGGCCAAACUUCUGACAGAGAAGGAGCUGAGAGACGCCCUGCUGCUCAUCUUCGCCAACAAACAGGAUGUCCCUGGGGCUGUGUCGGUGGAGGAGAUGACGGAGCUGCUGAGUCUCCAUAAGCUGUGCUGUGGGAGGAGCUGGCACAUCCAGGGAUGUGACGCCCGCAGUGGCAUGGGGCUCCACGAGGGCCUGGACUGGCUGUCCCGACAGCUGGUGGCUGCAGGUGUACUGGACGUGGCCUAGACCUCCCCUUGCUGCAGGUGUACUGGACGUGACCUAGACCUCCCCUUGCUGCAGGUGUACUGGACGUGGCCUAGACCUCCCCUGAUGACUGACUUCUGUUACCAAGUAAAACCCCUUACCAUAGAUCCCAGAACGAUCUUCUUAAACCAUCCACACCAUAAAGACCUGUCCACCAUAGACCUGCACCAGUCACAUCUACCUAAACCUUUUACCUGAUGAUUGGCUUAUGGUAGACCCAGUCCAACCCAUACCCUAAAGACCAGUCCUACCAAAGUCUCAUCCCAUACCUUUCAGUUCUACCCUACAUCCCAUACCUUUCACCCCAUACUAAGGCCCUAGCCCUACAUCCCAUACCUUUCACCCCAUACUAAGGCCCUAGCCCUACAUCCCAUACCUUUCACCCCAUACUAAGGCCCUAGCCCUAAAUUUCACCCCAUACCAAGGCCCUAGUCUUUCACCCCAUACCAAGGCCCUAGUCUUUCACCCCAUACCAAGGCCCUAGCCCUACAUUUCACCCCAUACUAAGGCCCUAGUCUAAGGCCUUAGCCCUACAUCCUAUAGCUGUUCUACCCUUCUCACCCCUAACCUGCAGAUAAGCUUCUUACCCACAGCCAGUGAAUCCAUCAUUAGUCGUAAUGCUUUGUACUUUGCUCUAUCCUGGGUAUGCUAACAGGGCCCUUUGUACUUUGCUCUAUCCUGGGUAUGCUAACAGGGCCCUUUGUACUUUGCUCUAUCCUGGGUAUGCUAACAGGGCCCUUUGUACUUUGCUCUAUCCUGGGUAUGCUAACAGGGUCAGGUUAUAGGGAUUCCCUCAAGCUUACUAAACUAACCUGCUUAUAAGACUACACAUUCCCAUACUGCCUCAAUGCAGAUCAGAUGAGAUUCAGUUCAUGGCGAAACUCCAUGUAGUAGAUUUUCUUCAUUGGUACCAAUGCACUUGACUUGUGAUGAUUUCAUGUAAUGCAGCAUCAGGUCUUGAAAUGAUACAGGUAGUGGGCUGAUUUCAGCUAUUAUUGACAUUGGUUAAAUAGUGCAGUUGAGUCAAAAAGCUAUUUAUGUUGAGUGGGUAGGGGAUAUUGUAGUAGCUGUGGUGGGAAAUAUCUAAAGUGUUAUAUGAAAUCUUUCUCCCACCUGUUUUGUGGAGUGUCUUGCAUGCAGAAUUCAUUGGAUGCACUUUUCUGCCGCUUCAAUACAUCUGGGUUGUGCUCAUGAGGGUGCAACGAUUGACUCAUGUUGCAGAUGUAUAGACUAGACAUGAUUCCUUCAUCUAAUUGACAGAGGAUGAUCUACACACUAUAUUUCUGAACGUUCCAGAAUGUUGUGCCCUACAGAGUGUGAUACUGGCUUCUUUUGAAACCAGGACCCCUUGUUUGAAUUCUUUCAUCACAACCUGUGAUGGUUUUCUGUUUUAGCCCAUCUGUCUAGAGUGCUGAUUGUUACAUUCUACAUUAAUGUUACCCACAUGUAGAUGUGAAACCUAGUCGAAACAUUAACCAAACACCUUUCAACUCCUGUUAUUGUAUGGAGGAACCAUCCUUUGGUUUGAAUUCACUUUCCUCAUUGCUAUGUAAUGUUACAAAUUCUAUGUAGAAAUAAAAUGCAUGUGUGAAGAGCCCUCUGUUAAAGCAUCUCAGAUUCUGACAGGAGUUUUUGAAACAUUUAGAAGCACAGUGCACAUCCACACGUUACUCGUGGAUUUGAUCAUGGCUUUUGUAAAUCAUAAUUAAUGUGACGCUAUUAAAUAAACUGUCUGGA
Oncorhynchus kisutch (coho salmon) is the source of this 3767-nucleotide messenger RNA. RefSeq names its product E3 ubiquitin-protein ligase TRIM23. NCBI's taxonomy places the organism in Eukaryota, Metazoa, Chordata, Actinopteri, Salmoniformes, Salmonidae. The transcript has 11 exons. Gene Ontology annotation, molecular function: zinc ion binding; GTP binding; GTPase activity. The record is from RefSeq and is a predicted model, not a curated record. The coding region runs from base 273 to 2012 and encodes 579 amino acids.